Messenger RNA from Salvelinus sp. IW2-2015, 3655 nucleotides. RefSeq names its product rho GTPase-activating protein 18-like. Gene Ontology annotation, biological process: negative regulation of stress fiber assembly; regulation of actin filament polymerization; regulation of small GTPase mediated signal transduction. Gene Ontology annotation, cellular component: cytoplasm. The transcript has 15 exons. The coding region runs from base 153 to 2186 and encodes 677 amino acids. NCBI's taxonomy places the organism in Eukaryota, Metazoa, Chordata, Actinopteri, Salmoniformes, Salmonidae. The record is from RefSeq and is a predicted model, not a curated record. Gene Ontology annotation, molecular function: GTPase activator activity.
GCGAGCAUGCGUGAGAGUAGCAGCGGUCGAUUGCUUCAUUCAUUUUCUGACAAGAGUAGCGCAGCGUGUGCCGAUGCAAAGUAGGCAACACUCAACCCCGCUGGUUAAAGUAGCUAGGCGUUUACUUUGCUAUGAUAUUUUGGCGUUGAGCGAUGGAAAUGAAAGACUCGUGCAGUGUAAUUUUAACAGCAUACCAUUCAUACGCACCGUCCAGGAUACAUUUGGUGGAUGAGGGCUGUGCUACUCCGCUGUCUCCAAGACACUCUCCUUGCAGGAAGGUGCAGUACCAGGGGAUAGGCCUACUAGGCAGGAUGAGUUCUAGGGGGACCAGGCCCUCUUCCCCCCCCAGCCCACCGGAGCGGCCAGCGUYGCGGGACUCCCAGGACUCCAUGGAGGACUACUGGAGCGAAGUGAAGAACAUCGAGGAAGAUGGCCAGCGGGGCCACGGGGACUUGCUGGAGAGGGGCAGUAUGGACGAGGCGGAGCUUGAGGAGGCGUGGCUGCAGGAUGCGGGUCUGUCCACGCUGGUGUUGGGGGCGUUGGGGGAGGGGCCUGCGGAGGCGCUGCUCUCUACACUGUCGCGCUCGCAGGCAGCCAUGGUGAAGAAGCGUGUGGAUAAUUACACCCUGACCGUGAGGAGGCGGAGCAAGCAGCCGACCAGACACGUCCGAGACGUCUUCUCCACGCCAGACACAUCGCCAGUUGAUCCCUUACCCCCUGUCCCCCCCAAGUCACCCAAUGGAGACAUGCCUUCCAGAUGCGUCCACCGGACGUCUAGAGUGCGGCCCGCGUGUCCCAGCUUCUCCCAGAGCACAGAGAGACGUGUUUCAGAGUGCCCUCCCUGCCCACCACCUCAGGACACCUCUGACUCCCUGUCUUUCGAGGUGCCCUACUCCGAGGGCAUCACUGCCCACCGCAGAGGCCGCCAGGGGGACUGCAAGGACUGCCAACGCAUCCGCAGAGAUGACCAUGACCUGCCAACAUUUCAGCUGCCCAGGCCUAAACUGGGCCUCACCCGCAUCCAGGACCUGUCUUGUGAGGACAUGAAGAAGAUCGGCUACAUCUCUUUGAUUGAACUGACCACCUUCUACGACGGCCUGGGCAUCGAGCUCAAGCGCAACCGCGCGGCACGUAGCAAGGCCAGAGAAAGUGGUAUAUUUGGAGUUCCCCUGACCACUCUACUGGAGAAUGACCAGAAGAAGUUCCCUGGGUCCAAGGUUCCUCUCGUGUUCAGAAAGCUCUUGUCCAAGCUGGAGCAGACAGGACUACAGACUGAGGGGAUUCUCAGAGUACCAGGGUCUGCCUCCAGAGUAAAGCAUCUGCGCCAGGAGCUGGAACAGAAGCUCUAUGAGGACCGGUUUGACUGGGAGCAGGUGAGGCACAAUGAUGCAGCGGGUCUGCUGAAGAUGUUCAUCAGAGAGCUGCCUUAUCCUCUGCUCACGCUCCAGCACGCUCCUGCCUUCGCCGCCGCACAGAAUAUCUCCUCUCCCAGACAGCAGAUCCAGGCCCUGCACCUCCUCAUCAUGCUGCUCCCUGAGCCCAACAGAGACACACUCAAGGCCCUGCUGGAGUUCCUGAGGAAGGUGGUAGCCUAUGAAGAGAAGAACAGGAUGAGUCUGUGGAACGUGUCCAUGAUUGUGGCUCCCAACCUCUUCACCUACCGGGGCAAGAAUGCCAAACAGGAGGAGAUGGAGGGCGCAGCAGGGGCAGCCCACCUCGUACGGCUACUCAUCACACACCAGGACCUGCUCUGGACCGUGCCCUGCUUUCUCAUCUCCCACGUGAGGAAGUUAAACGAGGCUGGUGCCAGCAAGAAGCCGCCCAGCUCAGAGAAGACGAAGAGGAAGCUGCUGCUGAUGAGGAGGAAGACCAUUGAACGAGAGAAGACUGAGAGGAGCGAGCUCACUGACCUCCGACAAGGGGUCAUCAGGGUUCACGCCCCACUACACGCCAAGAUCUCCAUGGCGAUCCAGCUUGACAACGAGACCAAGGCCAAAGACGUUAUGGCGCGCUUCGACUAUGAGAACGGUCGUGGCACCAGAAGCACUAGCCGGAGGCCACAUCAGUAUCUGUUUGAGGUCGGAGGAAACAUAGGUGAACGCAGCUUGGACCCUGAGACUCACCUUUUAGACGUGUACCACGUGAAUCCCCACUGCGAAUGGGUCUUAAAACCCACAACCACAUGAGAACUGAGGAUUCACUCACUCAACACAGAGCACAAGCAGACUGAACCACUGCUCUCUUGAGGUCGUCCUGGUGAACUGACCAUGCAUGGAGGCCUGGUUGAAUUGCGGUUUCAUCCCCAACUACAGACCACUAAAAAGAGAGACAGCGCUUAAAAAGGAACUAUGGAGAGGUACAUUCUCCUGCUGAAGGAAAGAAGUUCCUGUUUUGUGGGAUUAAACCUUUUUAACAAAUUACAAAAAAAAAAGGGCGGAACCAAUGUUCUCUGCAAAUAUGGGUUCUGUAUGGAAGUAUUUGGAGGAGGGACAGCUUUGUGAACACGUGCCACAAACACGUGACCAACAACAUACCAUUUCUGGACAUUCUAAUGGUUUGAUGCCAAAUAUGUGCGCAGCGUGGUUCACCCACUACAGAGGCCAUGGACACAGUAACAGACAAGGAUGGGUCUGAUAAUCAAAUAAUGUUUACCACUUCAUGCAAGACCCAGUUAACAUACAUUUGCUAUAUUUAUACCACUAAUUGAUCCUGCUUUUAGUAUUGUCACACAUACUACAGGUACAUUUUGUGUCAUUUGUAAUUGCAGCAUGUUGAUUGCAAAACCAUUGGGAGUGAGGAGAUUCMGAACGAGUGCAUGAUGGGAAGGAACAAGCRGAGAUGGGAUGAUCUGAUACUGAAUACAGACAUUGUUUCCAUCUCCAACGUUGAAACAACUUCCUUUUCAUGGUCUCCUGUCCUCUGCUGACCAGAGAUCUGGUGUAGUACUGAUCAGGACUAGGGAGGUGAUAACAAUUUAGUGAACGCCUAUCCAGUCCCUUCACCUGUCAGUGGUCAUGAAGGAAAGGUGAUGAGGAGAGGAAGCCGUGUCAGAGUAUUGAAACACAGCCCCACAUCAGAAACGUUGAACAAGGAUUCCAACCAUUGUCAAACCCGCCUUCUCUGCUUUCUGGGUUUGCAUGUUGAACACUUAAACCUCUCCCUCCUAAUACAUCUCCUCACCCCAAUGGACUGUAAAUGUGAAAACCAUGUACACACUACAGUCUGACUUAACACUCAACACUCCUGUGUGUCUAGUCUACAUAAGGGACUUGCAUUACUAAUGACCUGAACUGCAUGCCUGGAGAGUGUUUACAAUACAUCCUCUAAUGAAGAAGAGGAGAAAAGGCCAUUAAAAAAGGAGCUUCAUAGCAGUUUGCCUGACAUGCUCCCAAACUGAUUUUACUACGUUUCACUUCAAACCACAUUGUUCAGUCUGUUUUAACCAGGCUAGUCUUAGCCUGCGUACAGUGUUUGAAYUUGUGAAUGUUUACUUUCAGGGCAUGUAUGUAUGUAUGUAUUAGCCCAACCAACCUCUCUCCACUUUGUUCUGGGUCGUUCCACCAACUUUGUGCCUUUUGUGAAGUGUAACUUAGUMAAAAAUAUUGAUUUCACUUCAUUUUAACAUUCUGUMAUAAAGAGCACAUGUUAAACUUAA